Molecule: messenger RNA, 1746 nt
Organism: Torulaspora globosa
Lineage: Eukaryota; Fungi; Ascomycota; Saccharomycetes; Saccharomycetales; Saccharomycetaceae
Gene: UGA3
Product: Uga3p
Exons: 1
Coding region: 1-1746 (581 amino acids)
Biological process (GO): positive regulation of transcription by RNA polymerase II
Cellular component (GO): nucleus
Molecular function (GO): transcription cis-regulatory region binding; DNA-binding transcription factor activity, RNA polymerase II-specific; zinc ion binding
Source: RefSeq, a predicted model, not a curated record
AUGCUGUAUAUCUGGUGUCGUAUUAGCAGGAGGGUGAGCCAAGUGAUGGGUGAUAUGCGUAGACGGAAGAGGUUUAUGCUGGAUGUUGGCCCGGGAUCCGUGAGUAUGGCGGGUUUCACAGUGGUGUCCUCGAGGAAGCACUCGAGGACCGGUUGUAUCACCUGCAAAGUGCGUAAAAAGCGCUGUUCCGAGCAUAAACCGGUUUGUAAUGACUGUAGAAGGCUUGGGUUCAGCUGUGUGUAUCUGCCGAGGUGUGUGGAUCGCCGCGUGAUGUUGCAGUGCAGGAGCCAGGUUGAACGGGAGCUGUUGGGUCAUAAGGGCGGCAGACGCAGGCCUGCAGCGCUCGACGAGACCAUCGAACCGCCAGCCAUGGACGAUUAUGUGUCUUUGGACCAGCAGCGGGCGCUGACGGCGCCCGUGCUGCUGGAAUUGGAGCCUGCAGGCGUCCAUCUGUACAAUUACUACCGGAGUCAUCUGGCGCAGAUCGUCUCGAUAGCGCCGAUGCGCCAGAACUACUACUUGCAGGUGUUCCUGCCGAUGGCCCACCAGCAUUCGGGGAUUUUGUAUGGUAUUAUGGCGUGGUCGGCGCAUCAUCUGUCGAUCAGCGCAGAAAAUGGCGAGGCAGAGGGCAGUAGGGAUCAGAAGUACCUGGAGCUGGCUAACAAAUAUACGCUGGAGUCGCUGCGGCGGCUGCGGGAGGACCAGGCCAAUGGCCCGAAUUUUCUGUGGUCGCUGGCGCAACUGCUGAUACUGUGUGCUGCAGAGAUCUGUCAGGGCGACGUCAACAAGUGGAAGAUACUGCUGAAAUUCGGGGCUGAGCUGAUCGAGCAGCAUGUUGGGAGAGAUAUUUGCAAGGUGUUCUCGCAUCGGAGCCUGACGGGCACGAUGCCGGGACUGGACUCGACCACGCGGUAUUGGCUGCUGGCCAAUUUUAUCUACCACGACAUAAUGUGCUCGCAAGGCACUUUCUUUCCAACAGAACAGUACAGGAGGGCUCUUUGCCGACGAGACGGCGAGAAUUCGGUGCCUUCAGUCUUGGCAGUGGGCGAGGAUCCACAGUCUGAGAAGCUGCAUUUGGACCCUUUGAACGGUAUCAAUAGACCGAUUUUGCUGUACUUGGGUGAUAUCAACAACCUGACGAGGAAAAUGAAACUGGGGCCACUGCCCUUCAAUAGAGACCAUCCACACUUCAAGACGUACAUGCAGGAGGCCUUGAGCUUGGAGGCGGGGCUUCAUCAACUAGUACCGAACACCGUCGAUUUGAAACUUUACCAAGAAUGCCCGGAGGAUCAUGAGCUUUGUCUGCAGCUGUUCCGACUCAUGCAGACCGCCGCGCUGGUCCACCUGAAGACAAGCUGUCUCAAGUACUCGAAAUACUGCAUGGAGAUCCAAUAUCUGUGGAUGCGCCUAUCGGAAAGCCUGGAGCGUGUACUGGGGACCAAGCUCGAGGGUUCCCUCUGCUUCCCCAUGUUCAUAUGCGGCAUAACGUGCACCGACCAGCAGCAAAGGGACCUCAUGGAGGCGAGAUUUAACGAUAUGAUGAAGCGAUACAAGUGCUACAACUUCCAAAGAGCAAGAACGAUCGUGAGGAAAAUUUGGAAAUACGAGUACACUGAUUUGCCCUCUCGAAGAAGCAGUGGUGCCUCCAGUACGAGCAGUGGAGACGACAACAUGUCCUUUGAUCUGUCCAUCAAAGACUGGUAUGACAUAGUAGACGAAAUGGGGUGGGACAUCAGCUUCGCGUAG